CGGGGGCCCCCGCCCCGCUCGGCCCGCCCCUGCUGCGCCACCUCUUCAUCGUCAGCUUCAUCCUGGACGGACGGCCAUGAUGUCUGCCGCCUCCUCCUCCUGCUGAAACCUCGGGAUGAAGCUCCUCUUCCUCCCGCUGGUUCGGAUUCUGUAACGGAUUUGGAACCCGCUGCACCGCCGGUUCGGUUCGGUCCGGUCCGGUUCGGUUGCGUGCAGCAGUAGACGGUUUGUUUACGUGGGAAGAGGAUGAAGAUUCGGAGAUCCAGGAGGAAGAACGAUGACAGGAAGCUCCAGUGAUGCCGAACAUCUCAUCUGUGACGCUGCGAUAUAGAAAUGGUGUAUGCUCAGUCCACAAACAGAGUUGGUGUGAAUCCCUCCUUCUACUCCCCGUUCUUCAAGAAUCAGAUGUCAUUUAACUUCUCCAAGAAAGAGAACUUCACUGUGCUGGCUGCCUUGCCCACCACUGCGCUCUACAGCCUCGAGGGUUCGACCCCCAGGCAGCCAAACGCCACCGCCGCCUCCGGCGACCUGUCCUCAGGGGAGGUCGCGAUCCUGGGCCUGGUGUUGGGCUUCCUCUGGCUGGUCUCCAUCCUGGGAAAUGCCCUCGUUUGCCUGGUCAUCCACAGGAGCCGGCGGACUCAGUCCACUACCAACUACUUUGUGAUGUCCAUGGCGUGUGCAGACCUGCUCAUGAGCCUGGGCUGGGCUCCGUUUGUCCUUCUGCAGGUGGCUGCAGGACAGUGGCCUCUAAGUGCUGCUGCCUGCAAGGUUGUUCGUUACCUGCAGCACCUGUGCCCCGGUGUCCAGGUUUAUGUCCUGCUCUCCAUCUCUGUGGACCGCUUCUACACCAUUGUCUAUCCACUCAGCUUCAAGGUGUCCAGAGAAAAGGCCAAGAAGAUGAUUCUGGCCUCAUGGUUGUUUGAUGCAGCCUUUAUUGCCCCCUGUUUCUUCUUUUAUGGCUCAACAGACAGUCAUUGUGACUUUUUCCUCCCCAGCAGUUGGGGCAGUGUCACCUACGCUGCAUUUCACCUUCUGGUUGGCUUCCUGGUCCCAGUUGGACUCAUCGUUUCCUUCUACCAGCGGGUGGUUCGCUACAUCUGGAGGAUCGGCGCUGACGGCCAUAUGGUGCGUCGGACCAUGAACAUCGUCCCACGGACUAAAGUUAAGACCAUCAAGAUGUUCCUCAUGCUGAACUCGGUUUUCUUCCUCACCUGGACGCCCUUCUACAUGGCCCAGCUGUGGCACCCUGAGGAGGCCGACGCGCCCGGCAGGCAGGAGCUGCUGUUCUUCACAACCAUCGCGUGGCUCUGCUUCAGCUCCACGGCCUCCAAACCCACCCUGUACUCCGUCUACAAUGCCAACUUCAGGCGCGGCAUGCGGGAGACCUUCUGUAUGUCGUCCAUGAAGUGCUACCGCAGCAACGCUUACACCAUCACUGCCAGCUCCCGGAUGGCCAAGAAGAACUACGUCGGUGUGGUGGAAAUCCCGGUUCAAGCUAAGAGCCUCACCAAGGACUCGGCGUACGACGCGUUUGAUCGGGAGGCGAAGGAGAAGAAGGUAGCCUGGCCCACCAACACCAACCCGCCCAACACUUUCGUUUGAGCGACUCAGCCAACGCCACGGUUACAGGGUCCCUAUUUGUCAAGUUGCACAGUAAAAAAUUACGUGCAAUAAUUUGGUUGAUUUAGCCUGAUGUAGAGGACAAAUUGUACAAGUUAAACAUUUAGAUAGCAAGCUAAAUAUUUUGCUUGCUAUCCAAAUAUUUGCUAGUUAUAUAUUUCGGAUGUAACCAAAUAUUUAGCUAAUAAAAUUACUAUCAUUUUAUUAUAGUAAAAUUCUCCCCGCUUCUAUAUUUGAUUUGGAGGUACUAUCCAGAUAAAAUGUUUAUUUUCCAACUUAAAUAUUUAGUUAGCAAGCUGAACGCCCACAUCUUGUUCUUUAUUUGAAAGCUAAAUAUUUAUUGACGUAAAUAAAUUAAACAUUGAAGUUGGAACCCUGGCAUUUAUAAAUGCAUGAAAAACUUGAAGAUAUGACUUUGAAAAACAAACUGCCACAUUUUUUUGCUUUGACAGGUAAAAUAAACCAAAUGAUUUGUGUUGGUCUUCCUGUGUGACUCCAGAUUGUUUGUUGGU
Messenger RNA from Poeciliopsis prolifica (blackstripe livebearer), 2132 nucleotides. RefSeq names its product G protein-coupled receptor 19 (gene gpr19). Lineage: Eukaryota; Metazoa; Chordata; Actinopteri; Cyprinodontiformes; Poeciliidae. Gene Ontology annotation, cellular component: plasma membrane. Gene Ontology annotation, molecular function: G protein-coupled receptor activity. The record is from RefSeq and is a predicted model, not a curated record. The coding region runs from base 334 to 1602 and encodes 422 amino acids. Gene Ontology annotation, biological process: G protein-coupled receptor signaling pathway. The transcript has 2 exons.